This is a messenger RNA of Aureobasidium subglaciale EXF-2481, 903 nucleotides long. RefSeq lists its product as uncharacterized. The transcript has 2 exons. The record is from RefSeq and is a predicted model, not a curated record. The coding region runs from base 1 to 903 and encodes 300 amino acids. Lineage: Eukaryota; Fungi; Ascomycota; Dothideomycetes; Dothideales; Saccotheciaceae.
AUGGCAGCAAACAGAUGCAACCACAGGCAAGACAACCUCCAAGGACAUUUCUGCACAGCCGACCCUGGAUUUGAACCAGGUUUCAUGGUAUGUGAUGAUGAGCCCAAGGAUAACCAUCUGAACAAUCCAAUGCAUCACAAUGGUGACUACACUGUGUGUCUCGAUUGCUGGCAAAAUAUCCUGGACGAUCAACCACAAGGGUUCGGCCUUCGACGCGAGAUGCUCGAUACAUUCGGCCAACUCAUCUAUCAGCAAAAUCCGGCUACCGGGACAUGGGAUUUACGUAACAACGUUCACAUCAACGGGCACAAUUGCCUCGAGACAACUCAGUCGUUGCUUUGCGAACCUUGCGUCAGGGAUGCAAUUGCACAUUUCAGACGCUGUGAAGCCGAUGAUGUCUAUGCGACCGCCACACUAGGCGAGAACACCGAGCAUGUCGAAGAUCGCCUUACAAACAGCUGUGUGUGCCGCAAGCGAUUCAUAACUCAUCCACAUUACUGCCUUACGUGUAUGCGAGAUGCUUUGGACUCCCGCAAGAUCACAGCCGAUCAGAACAAAGAUUGGCUCAACACGCUGGGAAUUUCUACUGGCGGCGAGCGUAGACAUGUCGAUCCUGCUUGGACAAACAUACGAGCUCAGAACAACUAUGCCGUGCCCUGUCGCUGCGGCCGCGAUAUAGGUCGAUUACGCGUUGCACCAGUGCUCAGGGCCACUUUCUGCCUUGCGUGUAAUGGUACGAAGAUCUGGAGACAUAACAUUCCUGAUGAACGCUACCCUACUCGCUCCACUCGAGCCCAAGCGUCCAAUCCUGCUGAUAGAUGCCCCCUGGAUAUGUUGACUAGCGAUCAACAUAACCCGGACGCUCAAAUCCGCGGCAGAUCCGUCACACAAGGUCGUUUCUAG